Cynara cardunculus var. scolymus (artichoke) is the source of this 3257-nucleotide messenger RNA. RefSeq names its product formin-like protein 5. Lineage: Eukaryota; Viridiplantae; Streptophyta; Magnoliopsida; Asterales; Asteraceae. Bases 529 to 3156 code for a protein of 875 amino acids. The transcript has 8 exons. Gene Ontology annotation, biological process: actin cytoskeleton organization; actin nucleation. Gene Ontology annotation, molecular function: actin filament binding. The record is from RefSeq and is a predicted model, not a curated record.
AUGUCCGGUUGGAUUCCUACCAUUAAUUUAUGCUGUUCCCCAUCAACCGUCGCCGUAACUACGACCGCCGUGGAACCUCCGCCGUGUUUUACAUCCCAAAUGGACCAUGAUUUGUAUUUGAAUUAGUCGGGCCCGCUCUGCUAAUGCGUCCCCUUUCUGGGUUUAUUGAAAAAAAGGGGAUGAUUUGAAGCUUAUUUAACGAAUCAAAGCGAAUUUCUCUGUUAUCUUCGACGGCCUGACUGUAAUCAAUCUUAUUGCUUCUGUAUUAUAAUCAUCUCUUCGAGAAUCUGGUUAAUUUCGAGUUGUUUUGAUGUUUAAUUAGACAACUUGAGGUUAUCCUGUGGUCGAAGAUUUCUGGGUUUUUUGUUUCAGCUGGGAGAGGAUUGUUUGUCCUAAUUCUCGAUUAUUGGCCAACGACAUUAUUUGAAUUCUUGAAGAAAACCUGAGCUACGGUGGCGAUGAUCAAUGCUUUCUGGGGUCAUGUUCUUCCAUUUGGGUUUUUAUCGUUUGAUGAAAUGAUCCGGAUUGAUGUUUCUAGAAAAAAUGGGCGCCAAGGGGGUGAUUUUAUUGAUCGCAAUUAUUAUUUUACUUUACCCUUUGACAGAGGCAGUAAAUUUAGAUAGAGAUCGCCAACAGCUUCCUCUUGACAAUCGAAUGGAUUUGGAGGAGACCAUAGAUGAGGAGAAGGCGGAAUUAUUAUGGGUGAACUGCGGAGCCGAAUUGAUUUAUUCGUUGGAAGCUUUUCAAGAUCUUCAGUAUUAUCCCCACGUUAAGAAAACAAUACUCGAUUGCCUAAGAGAUAAACAUAUAGUUUUAUCUAAAUCGAGAAAAGAAAAACUUACUAGAAAAGGGUACAUAGAGUAUUUAGUGUCGUUUUUGCGCAAGCCGAAUGAUGGUCCCGGAAGACGCAGGUUGGCCGAAGCAACCGUUAGCCAGGGAACGGUUAUUGUUGCUGUAAUCAUUACUGCAAUCGUGACACUUUGUCUUGCUGGGUUUGCGUUCUAUUGUUAUAUUAGGAAUUAUGGUCUCGCUGGCAUUCAAAAUGAUGAGAAGCCUCUUCUUAGUUUAAGCAUGGGAAGCUCAAAGAAAGCCAAGGACAAAGACGGGAAUCCGGACAAUCAAUCAAAUGGACAGAAAAAUGAUUUGUCUAUGGAUGCUAGAGUCUCGGUUGAUCCAGGUGCCCCGGGAUCGGAUCCAUCAUCUUUGGAUCCUUCUAUGCACCCUCCAUCCGGAAGGGUACAAUCGUCUUUGCGACACACUUUGAAGCCUCGAGCCAUGAGGGCAGAAUCGUCUUUGCGACCAACCGCAAAAACAGAAUUUGUUCUACGGCCUUCUGCUGGAAAGACCGAGUCGACUCAACAGGCUUCUGCAGGAAACACAGAAUCACCCCUACAGCCUUCUUCUAAAGGGACAGAACCACCUACCACUGGAGCCUCUCCUGCGUCUCCUCCUCCGGCUGCUGCUCCAGCCCCUCCACCCACUGUUCCACUCCCUCCGGCAGCCACUCCGCCCCCUCCUGUACAGUCGACCCCAUCUGGACCUCCUGCUGGGCCACCACCUCCUCCGCCUCCAUCACUAUCUAUUAAAGGUGCACCUCCACCGCCACCUAAUGGAGGAGCACCUCCUCCACCGCCACCUAUGGGAGGAGAACCUCCUCCACCACCCCUACCGGGAGGAAAAGCGGGCGCACCCCCACCACCUCCUCUACUACGUGGUGGUGGCGGUAUAGUUGCAGCUCGACUAUUAAGUGGGGGCGUUAAACCUCCUCGCCGUACUGAUCAGCAAGCUGAUGUUUCUAAAGCUAAGCUGAAGCCAUUCUUCUGGGAUAAGGUUAUGGCUAAACCUGAUCAACAAAUGGUCUGGCAUCAGAUUAAAUCAGGAUCAUUUCAGUUCAAUGAAGAAAUGAUUGAAAGUUUAUUCGGUUAUCAAGCGCCAGAAAAGAACAAAGAUCUGGACAUGAAGAACUCUCCUGGGAAAGAACCAGCGAUGCAUUUCAUUCAAAUUAUUGAUCCAAAGAAGGCUCAAAAUCUGUCUAUUCUUCUAAAAGCACUAAAUGUGACAACCGAAGAAGUUUCUGCUGCACUUAAAGAAGGAAACGAGCUUCCGAUAGAAAUCGUUCAAACUUUGCUAAAAAUGGCACCGACGAGUGAAGAAGAACUGAGGUUGCGGCUAUAUGCUGGGGAUCUUAAUCGGCUUGGACCUGCAGAACGAUUUCUAAAAGUUUUGGUUGAAAUACCGUAUGCGUUUAAAAGGCUUGAAUCGUUGCUAUUCAUGUGCACGCUUCAGGAUGAGGAAGCAACGAUCAAAGAAUCGUUCCAAACUUUAGAGGCCGCUUGUAUAGAACUUAAAAAAAGCCGGUUGUUCCUCAAACUCUUGGAAGCGGUUUUGAAAACCGGAAAUCGCAUGAACGUUGGAACUUUCCGUGGCAGUGCAACAGCUUUCAAACUCGACACCCUCUUGAAGUUAUCAGAUGUCAAAGGAGUCGAUGGAAAAACGACUCUUUUGCAUUUUGUGGUACAGGAGAUCAUGCGGUCGGAAGGUUUAAGAGCGGUCCGUGCUGCAAAAGAAGGUAAAAGUGUUUCUAGCAUUAAAACCGAAGAUCUUCUUCUCGAACCGCCUCCCGAAGAAGCCGAUGAGCAUUAUUGCAAACUUGGGCUCGAGGUGGUGUCGGGAUUGAGUAGCGAACUCGAGAAUGUGAAGGAAGCAGCCAUUAUCGAUGCUGACGGGUUGACGAGUUCGGUUUCGAAACUCGGUUACGCCCUCAUGAAAGCCCGUGAAUCGUUGAAUACAGAUAUGAAGAACCUGGAGGAACAAUCAGAAGAUGGGGAAGUUGAUGAGUUUUGGCUCAUUUUAUCGAGCUUUGUUGAGACCGCCGAAAAGGAAAUCACGUGGAUGCUUGAGGAAGAAAAGCGAAUAAUGGCGCUUGUGAAAAGCACGGCCGAUUACUUUCACGGAAACGCCGGGAAGGAUGAAGGGUUACGAUUGUUUUCUGUUGUACGGGAUUUCUUGAUCAUUUUAGAGAAGGUGUGUAAAGAGCUUCAAGCCGCUCCUAUAAAGCCGCCAAAAAAGAAAGAAGACCCGUCUUCUGCAAAAACCGAUGAUCAGAGUCAGAAAAAAGGCGAUCAGAAUCAGCUUACGGAACGCCGAUUUUUCUGAUCAGACGUCAAUCGAUACUUCCUGCCAUAAAACUGAAACGGAUGCAAAACUCUAGUGGGACAGGUUUAAACGAGUACCGUAAAUGCUUUGACAACCUGAGA